Messenger RNA from Diuraphis noxia (Russian wheat aphid), 1074 nucleotides. RefSeq names its product Proliferating cell nuclear antigen (gene PCNA). The record is from RefSeq and is a predicted model, not a curated record. NCBI's taxonomy places the organism in Eukaryota, Metazoa, Arthropoda, Insecta, Hemiptera, Aphididae. Gene Ontology annotation, biological process: leading strand elongation; translesion synthesis; mismatch repair. Gene Ontology annotation, molecular function: DNA binding; DNA polymerase processivity factor activity. Gene Ontology annotation, cellular component: PCNA complex.
CUGUUUCCUUCAAGUAUCUGACGAUCAAAUAUAAUAUAUUUUGAUAUUUUACCUUAUUUCACUGAAUCCCGUCGGUAUUCUCAAUUAUUUCUUUGAAAUAUUAUUUAUUUUUUCUAAACUAAUUACCCAAUACACCAUGUUUGAAGCGAGACUUUUGAAAAGUGGCCAGCUCAAAAAAAUUUUGGAGGCCAUUAAGGAACUACUGAAAGAAGCAACAUUCGAUUGUUCCGAUUCUGGGAUUCAACUUCAGGCCAUGGACGACGCCCACGUCAGUUUAGUGUCCAUGUGCUUAAAAAGUACUGGUUUUGAUAAGUUUCGUUGCGACCGGAAUUUGUCAAUGGGGAUUAAUCUAGAAAGCAUGGUGAAAAUCAUGAAAUGUUGUUCUAAUGAUGACAUAAUGACUAUCAAAGCRCAAGAUAAUGCAGACACUCUUACUAUUAUGUUUGAGACAYCAAACCAAGAGAAAAUGUCGGACUACGAAAUGAAACUUAUGAAUUUGGAUCAAGAGCAUCUUGGUAUACCUGAAACCAAUUAUUCGUGUAUAAUUAAGAUGCCUUCUACUGAAUUUGCAAGAAUUUGCAGAGAUUUGAGUCAGUUUGGAGAAUCUGUUAUUAUUGCUUGUACAAAAGAUGGUGUAAAAUUCUCUACUUCUGGUGAUAUUGGGUCAGCUAAUGUCAAACUUUCCCAAAACGCAUCAAUCGAUAAAGAAGAAGAAGGGGUUACUAUUGAAAUGCAACAAGCUGUGUGUUUGACAUUUGCUUGUCGUUACCUAAAUUUGUUUUGCAAAGCAGCUCCAUUAUCUCCACAAGUUAUUUUAUCAAUGUCUGGAGAUGUUCCAYUAGUUGUAGAGUACCAAAUUGAAGAGUUGGGCUAUAUCCGGUAUUAUUUAGCACCUAAAAUUGAAGAAGAUGAUUAAUUUUAAUAGUAUUAUUUAUUUAAAAUAGAUCUUAAGGACAAACUUAUUACUUGAGCAUUUUAACAGAAUUCUUAUUUGUAUACAUGAAAAUAGUCAGUUUUAAUAUUUUUAUUUUUCAUUUAUUUCUAUUAAAUAUUUACAACAUUAUAAGAUCAUAA